AUGGAAAGGCCGAGAAAUGAGAUGGCACAUGACGAUGUUUGGGAUGACUCCGCCCUGAUCAGGUCCUGGGAUGAGGCUUUGGACGAGUACAAGAAAUACCACAGCAUUCAUGCUAGCGGAGGAAAGCUAGAGGACCUUCCCGAGUAUUCACAGGAUGCCAAGCCUGAAACGAGCGACACACACCAUCAGUCUGAACCCGUCUGGUCGUCUGCGGCACUGACAUCGGACCAAAAUACACCCUCGAACCAGCAGCCACAGGAACACGGCGAGGAGAUCACCGCGGGAAGCACAGAUGAUGCUACCAAGGAUGGCAUGAACGAUGGCGUGGCCAGCAGCGUUGGCGACGGCAGACACGCCGGCGAGAGUCAUGGCGUCGGCGCCGGAGGAAACGACAUGGCUCCCCCUCAGGUUCUGCUGGGCUCUGUGCAAGAUGAAGGCUUGAAGAGGCUUCUCAUGUCUUGGUAUUACGCGGGAUACUAUACGGGCUUGUAUGAGGGCAAGCAGACCCACCAGAACCAGCAAUAG
Molecule: messenger RNA, 525 nt
Organism: Diaporthe citri
Lineage: Eukaryota; Fungi; Ascomycota; Sordariomycetes; Diaporthales; Diaporthaceae
Exons: 5
Coding region: 1-525 (174 amino acids)
Source: RefSeq, a predicted model, not a curated record